AUGAGAAUUCGGGAAUCUUGCACAAAUUCUGUCAUACCAACAAUAAUGGCCGCUGUGCGCAGACUGGGGGUCAUAUUUAGGAGUUUGUCGCUGUCGUCAGCUUCGCGGAAUGCGCUUUUUGGUUCUCCCGUGAAGGAUAACCGAUGCAGACGCCGAGGAAUAGCGGUUGCUGUGGGCGUUGCGGCCGGAGGAGCGGUGUUGUAUUAUUUUUAUUCAGAAAUGUGCGGAUAUAGAGGGAGGAAAGCCAUGAUAAAUGGAAUAGGCUGUCGGGCUCUGCUGCCUUCACUACCCGCUGUAGCCGCAAAGGAUAAGGCUCCACCUUUUGAUUUUGAUGAAAGUGACGUGUACAUGACGUCUCAUGAGCAUCGUUUCCGCCUCUUCAGCUCAGUGGAGUAUGAAGGACAGCUGUACAUGACUCCUCAGAACUUCAUCGAGUCAGUCACCAUGAGCGAACCCCGCAUGAAGAAACCUUGGAGGUCCCUCACCAAACAGGAGUUGGAGAAGAUCUUGUCCGACACUCCACCAGUGUGGAAAGGAACAUCCAAGCUGUUCCGGAACCUUCGGGAACGAGGCAUCAUCGCUUACACUGAGUAUCUCUUUCUGCUCUGCAUUCUGACAAAGCCUCAUGCAGGCUUUAAGAUUGCCUUUAACAUGUUUGAUGCUGACGGUAACCAGAUGGUGGAUAAAGGGGAAUUUCUUGUGUUGCAAGAAAUCUUCCGAAAGAAAAAUGAGAAGAAAGGAAGAAAAGGAGAUGCUGAAAAAUCUGCUCAACUGAGUAUGCAGCUCUAUGGAUAUCAGGUUGUCCCCGUAAACAGCGUGCUAAAAAAAGAGAGUCAGGAGUUUGUGCCCAGGAGCUACUGGGACAUGCUGAGACGUGGCGCGAGCCAAGCCCUGUUUUCUGACCUGGCAGAGCGUGCCGAUGACAACAUGAUGAUUGACACCACUCUGCUUGUGCACUUCUUUGGCAAGAAGGGGAAGGCGGAGCUAACGUUUGAGGACUUCUACAGAUUCAUGGAUAAUCUGCAAACUGAGAUGUUAGAGAUUGAGUUCCUGACCUAUUCCAAAGGCAUGACCACCAUCAGCGAGGAGGACUUUGCACGAAUCUUGCUGCGCUACACUAACGUAGAGGAUAUUCGCAGCUAUCUGGAGAAUGUGCGCCAGUGCAUACCUGAUGAGAAGAAAGCAGAGGGCAUCACCUUUGAAGAGUUCAGGUCUUUCUUCCAGUUCCUCAAUAACCUUGAAGACUUUGCCAUUGCCAUGCAGAUGUACAACUUUGCCUGUCGUUCCAUUGGACAAGAUGAGUUUGCUCGGGCGGUAUAUGUCGCAACAGGCCUCAAGCUGACCCGCCACCUGGUUAACACCAUCUUCAAGAUAUUUGACGUGGAUCAUGAUGAUCAGCUCAGUUACAAAGAGUUCAUUGGUAUCAUGAAGGACCGGCUGCACCGUGGAGGCAGGGGUUAUAAGGCUGUAGAGCGUUUUACUUCAUUUAAAUCAUGUCUGAAGAAGGAACUGGCUGGCAGAUAAGUAGCCCUAUAUACACACAUGCACAC
Molecule: messenger RNA, 1550 nt
Organism: Sinocyclocheilus rhinocerous
Lineage: Eukaryota; Metazoa; Chordata; Actinopteri; Cypriniformes; Cyprinidae
Product: calcium uptake protein 3, mitochondrial-like
Exons: 15
Coding region: 1-1524 (507 amino acids)
Biological process (GO): calcium import into the mitochondrion; mitochondrial calcium ion homeostasis
Cellular component (GO): uniplex complex
Molecular function (GO): calcium ion binding
Source: RefSeq, a predicted model, not a curated record